Molecule: messenger RNA, 695 nt
Organism: Scophthalmus maximus (turbot)
Lineage: Eukaryota; Metazoa; Chordata; Actinopteri; Pleuronectiformes; Scophthalmidae
Product: histone H2B 1/2-like
Exons: 1
Coding region: 18-395 (125 amino acids)
Cellular component (GO): nucleosome
Molecular function (GO): DNA binding; structural constituent of chromatin; protein heterodimerization activity
Source: RefSeq, a predicted model, not a curated record
AACUUUGAUCAGUUACGAUGCCGGAGAUUCCAGCGAAGUCAGCGGCCAAGAAGGGCUCGAAGAAGGCGGUGGCCAAGACCGCCGGCAAGGGCGGCAAGAAGAGGAGAAAGACCCGCAAGGAGAGCUACGCCAUCUACGUGUACAAGGUGCUGAAGCAGGUGCACCCCGACACCGGCAUCUCCUCCAAGGCCAUGGGCAUCAUGAACUCGUUCGUGAGCGACAUCUUCGAGCGCAUCGCCGGCGAGGCCUCCCGCCUGGCGCACUACAACAAGCGCUCCACCAUCACCUCCAGGGAGAUCCAGACCGCCGUGCGCCUGCUGCUGCCCGGCGAGCUGGCCAAACACGCCGUGUCCGAGGGCACCAAGGCCGUGACCAAGUACACCAGCUCCAAGUAACUGACGCUCCAACCACCGACCAACGGCUCUUUUAAGAGCCACACACUCCGCCUGAGAGACACAACCGUCCUGAUAUUAAUAUUAAUCAUACACGAAAUAUACGAUAGAAAUUUACCCUUAGUAAUGGAGCUAUCGAAUUAUUACUUUUUUCUACGUCCUUAUCUCACAUUUACUUAUUACAAUAAAAUGCUGGGAUUAUACAUCUUCAUAAACAAGUUUUACUAUUCCAAUACAUAUCAUUUAUCUUUCUCAUCCCAACAGAAGCAUCUGAUGAAAGUAAUAAACCACACUGGUGAUGUA